This is a messenger RNA of Trichoplusia ni (cabbage looper), 882 nucleotides long. RefSeq lists its product as uncharacterized. NCBI's taxonomy places the organism in Eukaryota, Metazoa, Arthropoda, Insecta, Lepidoptera, Noctuidae. Bases 1 to 882 code for a protein of 293 amino acids. The record is from RefSeq and is a predicted model, not a curated record. The transcript is spliced from 2 exons.
AUGUCACGUUACAUCGAGACAUUUAAUGAAUUAGAUGCAUCAUCUUGGCAUAAGCCCCCAUCUGAAGACUCUCAGAAGAGACCUUUAGACCUAUCUAAUACUAGUCUGCGAGUAGGUCCGAUCCCGUUAGAAUAUUGGGAAGCUGGAGAUUAUUCCCGUUUUAUACAACUCAGUGCUCAAUCAGCACACAACUCUGCUCAAGAGCGGCGAUCCAGACCUGCAUAUAAUGUCUUGCCUGUGUUCACACAAGCUCAGUUAACUGACGCAAUACCACAGUUGCUAGCCCCAGCACUUCUCAGCACGCGACCUCCUCCACUUGUUCCUCGUGCCGUGACCGGGAGGCGGACAUCGUAUGCUCCGAAAGCGGUUUCCGCAUUUCACCCACCGGCAAAGACGAGAGAUCACGCCAAGGGAGCGCCCAGUAACGGUCGUCCAAUACUUGCACGCCCGAUGCCAGCUGUGACUCAUACGGUGACUCCAAGUCAAACACCAACUAACGCCAAACGAAAACAAUCGAGUCGGGCACAUAAUGAUACUAAAGUAGUUUGCGCGAAUCGAACAAACGAUGCUGUCAACCCUGCGAUCCAUAACCAAAUAGCUGAUGUUGCAGCCGUCACAGACGAUGCUGCAGCCCCCGAUGACGCUGAUCAGAACAACGAUGACGAAAAGAUCGCUGCUCGAGUACAAGCCGUAUUACAGGCACAAGCCGACGCCAAAGCAGUCGCUCAAGCCAAGGCUAUAGUUGCUGCUCAAACACAAAGGCAGCUAGCUCGCGCUCAGGCUCUGGCGCAUAUAACUGAGCUUCAAGGGGUGGCGGGUGGCGCCUUCUUAACAUCGGUGCCACCACCAAACUACCCAUUAUAUCACGAUGGUAAGCAAUAA